This is a messenger RNA of Caenorhabditis angaria, 880 nucleotides long. The record is from the annotation of a GenBank genome assembly. Lineage: Eukaryota; Metazoa; Nematoda; Chromadorea; Rhabditida; Rhabditidae.
AUGUGUUAUAAAAUAAUAUUUUUAUCGAUUUUUUCUCUAAUUUCCUGUUCGGAUUAUCGAAUUCCUCGAGAUUAUUGGGCUUGUGGAUCUGGACAAUUUUUGAAUGAAGCUUCGGAAAAUGUACUGCAUAAAUGCAGAGAUGAGAUAUACUGUGAGUUUGUACAAGUGGUUAAGCGUAUACGCUAGCGAUCAGUAGGUCAAGGGUUCGGGUUUGCCCACCGCGGAAUUUUUUAAUUUUUUUUUCCCCAAAAAUUUUGCAGUCGGCUACGAUCUUUGCUGCGCAAUUCACGAUGAUUGUUACGACCAACUUCUCGGACAAAAUUAUUGUGAUUCAAACUUCUGCACAUGCGUUCAGAAUGUUGCGAAACGCUCCAAAAUUUUCUCACUCUGCACAUUUUUCGCCAAAGGAUCGUGUAAUGCUGUGAGAAUUUUGGGUGGUCCGGCUUAUGAGGCAAGUGGAAAUGGAUCAACGAAGAUCUAUAUAUUGAAAAUGAAUCGGGAUUUGCAAAUCAAGUUUUUUGAGAUUUAUCAGUUUUGUAAAUCGCAGUAUUGUGAGUUUAAAAGCAGCAGCUUUGUGAGUCGCGUGCGGCUUUGCGUCGCGGUUUCCCAACCGCAACGCACAACCGCACGCGACUGACGAAUUCCAGUAACUCUAAAUGUCUGCGCAAUGACCUAUGAUUUCUGCGUUUUCACCGAUAUCAACAAUGGGAAAACCUGCCUAAAUUCGGUGAGUCCAUUUAAAAAAAAAAAAAAAAUUUUUUUUUUUUUUUUUUUUUAGUUUUCAAGAUGCCUCGAAAGCACAAACUCCACAAGACUUCCAAAUCCAUCUUGCGACAAAUCAAUUGAAAAAUUUCAAAUUUUAAUCAGAAAACAAUACUAA